This is a messenger RNA of Bicyclus anynana (squinting bush brown), 8410 nucleotides long. RefSeq names its product bicaudal D-related protein homolog. Bases 311 to 2059 code for a protein of 582 amino acids. The transcript has 9 exons. The record is from RefSeq and is a predicted model, not a curated record. NCBI's taxonomy places the organism in Eukaryota, Metazoa, Arthropoda, Insecta, Lepidoptera, Nymphalidae.
CCGCUUUGUUGUGUCCGAACCGUCGUCGAGGCAACAUCAGUGCUUCGCCCGCGUGUGUGCCGACAUAACAAUAUCGUGUUUCGUGCUUGUGCAGUGCCAGUGACACGGAAAUGUUACGCUUGUGAUCUCAUAAAAAUAUUAUAAUGGCAUUAAAAAAGGAUUUCGAAAUUCCAGUGAACGUAUUCAAACAGAUCAAGCUGCCCAAGCCCGUGAAACUACAGCAGGCAUUCGAGAAGCUGUUCAAAAAGAACAACUACACGAAAAUUGUUCAGAGUUAAUUUACUUUGUUCGUUGUUAUAGUUGAAAUUAAAUGGCUGGUGAAUUUAGUGCAAAUAUUAGUAGAAGUAGUAGAAAAAGUCUAGAUUACACUGAUAAAGAGCCGCCGGAUCGAUCGCCUAACUUUAUAACUGAGCAAACUGAAUUUGUUGGUAACGGUAGUACUAACGCAAUAAAACAUCGAAGGAACAGAAGUAGAAGUGGUAACAGGAAACCGCCAGCGCUUCUGAGUUUGUCGGACGAGAAUUUUUACGAGGAUUUAGAAGAUUACGUUAAAAUGGCUGUUACAAGAGAUGCUGUGAGGAACGGAAGUUCUGACGACGUGUGGACACAACUCCAACAGAAGGAAUCUGAUUUGCUGCUGGCAGCAGAACUGGGAAAAGCUUUGUUGGAGAAAAACGAGGAGUUGAAGAAAGAACAAGAGCGUACAGCGGAAGAAUACUCCAAAAAACUAGAGGAGUUGGAGCAGGAGAAGCAUUUGUUGCGCCGACGGUUGGACACCACGCAAGGAGAGUAUGAGGCUCGUCUCUUGGAGCUUCAGAAUGACAUCAAGGAGCUCACCGCCAAGAUCGGCACUAGAGAUAACUCAGUCAAGCAGAGAGAUGAAGAAAAGGCCAGCUUGAUAGCGGAACUAACUGCGCAGAAUUCACGUCUUACUGUGCAGUUGAAGGAAUCAUCAGCCACAGAAGCACAACUGCUAGCCCAGUUGGAAGGACUCAAGGAUCAGUGCUCUAUGAGGAAGACUAGCUUACAAGACCAUGUACAAAGUUUGGAGUCCUUGAAAGCUGAGCUAGCACUGAUGAGUGAUAAGAAGUCUGACCUAGAGCGGAGACUGACUACUUCCCUGCGUGAUAAAGACAGCCUGAUGCAGCAACUCGAGGAGGCAAACGACAGAAUCGCUGCACUUGAAAGACAAUUGAAAGAACAAGAACACUUAUAUCUAAACACCCUCAAAGAGCUGGAACGUCUCCAAAGAUCCCACGACACUCUCGCCGAACGCGUUGGUGCACCAGAUGCGGCUGAUGCUACUGAUACAGCUCGCUCCUUACACGCUGAAAUGGAAACUGAACCAGAGGAAGAUGACAUCAAUUGGCUGAGAAGCGAGGCAGUUCAAGUCUUCAAACAACUGAGGACACUAGCCUUGCAACUGAAUACGGGACACGAUGAUGAUUCAGGUCUCCAUUCAGAUCUGUCUCUAACUUCGCUGGAUGGUGAUGAAGGUGAGACUCUCCGACGUGGAGCGCUGGCGGCCGCGUGCGCUGAUGCUGUGGCUGCUUAUGCUCAACUUGAGGGGUCCAGAGUGAGGGACUCCAUCGCUGCUCACGCCAGGCGGGCGCUGGAGCGAGAGAGGCAGAUAGAUGAGAAGAAUGACGUCAUUGCCGAUCUGUCUUCUAAGUUAUCCGUAGCAGAAGUAGAACUGCGCGCGGCGGCAGAGGAGAGAGACAAACUGCUGAACGACGCCAACUACAGCAGCCUGCAGCACGACGACGCGGUCACUAGAGCCAGACAGGAGAGGGAUGAGGCUAUCGAGAGGAAGAAGACAGUUGAGGUUUCUUUGGCGAAGACUAGGGUGGAGCUGAUGCAAGCUAAUAGCCAGCUGUACGAGGCGGUGCGGCAGAAGAUUGACCUCGGUCAGCAACUUGAGCAGUGGCAGAUGGAUAUGCAAGAGCUGAUUGAGGAGCAAAUGAAGCACAAACUGACAACUCAAGAGAAGAGAAGGAAGCUCCCCGAACCUCCUGCCCCAACAAGAACUUCUAGAAUCCUAGGAUUUUUUCAACGGUGAUCUGCUGUACCCAACUCUUGGUGCAACUAUCUCCGGCCAUAAACAUAAAUACCGCCACCAUUUUAUAUCUAUUUAUUAUUAAACAUCACGACGAAAUUGUUUUCCCCGCUGCGUUGAGCGUUCUUACGCCAUUGUACAAAGAUAAUUUAUCAUCUGUGGUCCUCGUGGCCGCCAUUUUGUCGACGGAUGCGUUCGCGUUCGUCACGUACGUAAGUUAUAGUGUAAUUUUAUUUUUAAAACCUUGUGAUGUUUAUACAUUUGCAGUGAUAGUUAGUGUCUUAAUUAGAUUGUUUAUAGUAAGUGUACGUUUAAUUAUAACGUUUUACUGAGUAUAGGUGAAUUACGAGAUUGUAGGAUUAUCUAUAACUGCACUUGGCUGAAUAAAUCUUUGGGCAUUCCGUACAAAAAUAGUAUAAGAAAACAAUCAUUCCUUACUUUUAGCAAUAUCAGAGCGGAUAUGGUAGGUACAACAGAUAAACAAAAAUCCAGGAGUUUAUACCACAAACUAGAUUUAGUGUUUCGAAUUUAGUGAACGAAUUAACACGAAACGAUAAUCGAAAUUUAGUUUUAUUGGAUCAUACUCGCCCGCUGCCCCAUCAUAUAACAUCAGCCAUUUUGCUAACGUUUUCUUAAGUUUAUAAGUUUUAUAUUAUAUAACAAACGCCUAUACCGAAAAAAAGAAAUACCUAUAGCUUGGCUAGUGCGUUUAGGACACUCCCAUGAUUUGCGGGCGACGGGGCGGGAAGGACUGCGCGGGUAUGAAAUCGGGCUCGCGGAGGCAUCGCUACCCCCUCCCGAUCCGCGCGGACCAUCGAGAGUGUUACGAACGAACUUGCCAAGCUGUAGGUAGUCAUUAUAAUAUCAUAAGCUUGCAUUAUGUGAACGUUGUUCGUUAAUGUUUAAUUUUUAAUUUAACACCUAGGUCAUUUGAAAGAUAGUUGAAUAUUUUGCUUCUGAAACUGGUUUUCUAUUAAUAAGUAUAGUACAUAAUACUGCAAAUUAGAUGGAACUAUAUCCAUCUAAUUUGCAGUAUUGUGUACCUACCUAUCACAGAAUAACCAGAGUGAGUCUUUACAAGCAACAUACUAAAGUCGGUGAAAUCCAUAAAAAAAACAAACGUCACGCGUUUCCUUGACAACCGCAUACACUAACUUUUUUCAUAAUUUGUAUUUCAAAAUUUAACACAAACAACAAUUAUGUAAAUUAAUAUAUUAAUUCUUUAGUUUUUGUAAACAGUUUUCAAAAUAUUUAAAAACAUAGGACGCCAUUUGUUUUUAAUAAUAUUGCAAAUUACUGAUGCGACGGUUUGUGUCGUACUGACUCGAUAAUGUAUUAGUUUUUGAAUUUUGUAUUUGGAGCGGCUACGACACCGUCGUGUUCCGUACACUCCAACUGUAUAUCAUUAAUUAAUCUGUGCUACUAAUCAAUCUUCUCUUUCCGUUAAGUACUUUGAUAUUUUACAAUUCUGUGAGUGCUAGUACUAGUACUCUCCUCUUAGAAAUAUUUGACAUUUUACUCUGUGAAUUUCUACGUUGGUUUUAUCAGAAAAUUUAAAAAAAUUUGAAAAUUUGUAAAUAACACUUUAAACAGCUUUUGAUUAACGGUAUUGUUUCACUAGAAGUGAGAAUUAUCCAAACGUUUUAUACUAUCAGAUAUGUCACUAAUGCAUCGAAACUGAAGCGAACAAAUGUGCCUAAUUGACUAACUUUCCUUUAGUGAUAGUUAUUUAAACGAUAAUACCUAACAGUCAUCGACCUCCUAUUAAAAAGUGGAUGCACAAUCAGCGACCAAAAAACGUCCCCACUCAAUAAGUGCCAAACAACUUCUUGGCACUCUAUUCAAGUAGUCGCAUUUGUAAAUUCAACCUUUAACUAAAUUCUUAAGGUUGAAUUUGCUCUGAUUUUGGGAUUUUAUUGAAUAUUGGACUAUAUUUAAAGGCCUUUAGGUAAAAUUUUCUUUGAAAGUGACUCUAAAACUGCCAAAGCUUAAUUGGCCAGUUUUUAAGUGACAUUUUCUACAUGAUUGUGCGACCUUUUAUUAUAAGAGGUCAAUGCUAACAAUACACAAAAUUGUGCAUGUUCGCGCUUUGAGGAGUAGCUAAAUUAGGAUCACUUUUUGUGGUGAUUUUGUAGGCACGUGACAUAUCUAUAGUAUAAAAUAUCGUUGGAAUCAUCGGUGCACUUAGUGUUAAGUGUUAACGUUAGUUAUAACGCACUUAUAACGUCUAUUAGCCAUAUUAUAUCAACUUUAGUGUGUAAAAAUCUAAUGCAAUUUUAUAUUUACAAUAAAAGAAAAUGCAAUCGCAAUUGUUUAUUAUAUAUAUUAAUUAUUAAUUAUUUAUAAUAAAAAGAAUCAUUUUAAAAUUUUAUAAAAUAUAUAACUUAAUUAAUAUGAGCAAGCAGUUGAAAAUGCCUUUACAAAGUGCCUUGAACACAAUCAUUCGAAGUCAAUUAUUGUUUUAUAUAUUGAUAUAAGUACUUACAUAUCUAUUUAUUAUUAAUAUAAUAUAUCAUAAUAAGAAUGUGCAAUAUGAGAAAAUUCAGUAAUAAAUUAUUUGCAAAGUUUAUGCUAUCGUGUGAGUGAUAAGCUCAUGUUUUUUUAAAUAACUCACGUUAAUUAUUUAUUUAUCCCAUUGUAUCGUUACGUAUAUAUUAAUUAAGAGAUUGAAAGCUCUUUUUUUCGACAUAGAGAUUAGUUUACCUACAGGUAAUAUGCUAGUAUAUAUAUACAUAGAUCGUACCUUUGUCAAUUUAUAAAUCAUCCACUGUGUGAUGAAACAAAGCCUGGAAAAAUACAACUAACAUAUACUUAGAUGGCGCUGUAAUGCAGAAAAUAGAAGUUUGUCUAUACAUAUCGCUGUUAGCUUUAUGGUUUCGUUAAAUUCAGGCGGUUUAUUGGGGCACACGAAUAUCUUAUCAUUGUCAAACAAAAAAAAUAUUGAAAGUUUCAUGAAUAUAUUCACAAAGUUACAUGGCUAAUACCACGACUCCUAGCUAAAGCCCCUAAAGCUAAAGCCCUUUGGAUCUGUAGCCAUGUGGCACGCCGAUUCUCUUUAUACAAACGCUAAAGCUUCGAAAAUUAAAAAAAUAAUGGGAAUGACAUUCACUAUCGACACUUCACGUGAUAAGUUCUCGAUCGGAACUGUCAUUCCCAUACAUUUCUUAGUAUUCGAAGCGUUAGCGUUUGUAGAAAGAGAAUCGACGUGCCACAUGGCUAAGGCCUCUUCUUGUACUUGGUACACUUAUUAGGUACAAAUUCAAUAUUUUUGUUAUAUCCUUUUUUACAAGGCUAUCAUGGCUCUCAUAAUAUUAUUUCGGUCGCUGUUAAUUGAGUUUGAAGAUAUUAAGUAAGUAUUGUUCAGAUCUUUUCUGUUUCAAUAAGUCUAUAGAUAGACUACUAAUUUGAUAGAAGCAACGUAUAAAAUAACUAUCAACUUUAUCGCUCUGUUUUUGUGAAAUGCAAAAAUGUAUGUGUGCGAUUUAACUUGAUUUUUAAUACGCGUUUAAAAUUAGUAGACUAUUUUGUCUUAAAUGUGAUAGAAGUUAUAUAAUAAUACGUACUUCAAAAAGUUAAGCAAUCUUUUUUAAUUCUACUUUAAACUGUGCAAAAAACUGGCUAUAAUCUUAAAUUCUAAAGUAAACAAAAUUACGCGUGUACUUUACUUACAAUUUUUUUUAAAACCUUGACAUAUUAUACAUUGUUUAUGUAAGAAUUAUUUUAGAAAAUUUCUAAAAAGUCUGCCACAUUUGUGAUAUUUUGUUAUAAAAUGUACUGCGGCAGUACCUAAAUACAAUAAUAAUUUAGCAACAUAAUAAAAAAUGUAUCUAUCUAAAUAUUGGAUAGAAGCAGGCGUUACUUUGCGGAAGUUCAUCAUGAUUUAUUUAUUUUGCUAUCAUCCGCGAAAAGUCGACGAACCCAUGCGACAACGUCACCCAAGUCCGACAAAAUACUCUCUACGUUUAAUGCAAAGACUUUGCAAUUGCACGUUGUAGAGUCAACAUCUCCUGAGGAUGCUCCGGUUUCGGGGUGAAACGUACGUAGAGAGUAUUUUGUCGGACCUGGGUGACGUUGUCGCAUGGGUUCGUCGACUUUUCGCGGAUGAUAGCAAAAUAAAUAAAUCAUUAUAUAAUGUACCUAUCUAGGUAAAAUGUUUAUUUAGUGAAGCUUGAGAGUGGCGUAACUGAUCAUAGAGUUUGCAAAAUACGUGCCCAGAAGGACUCCCCGUGAGGCCGUGAGCUCUGAAGUAGUCUAAUAUUUAAAAAAAAUACCAUGUGAUAAUUUUCUGGGGCAUACAAUGAAAUCACCACGGACCCCAAAUGGUAUAUAUACGCCACUGGCUAAACAGGACUGUUUAGAAAUCCUUUACUUACCUAUUAAUUUUUAAAAAUGUAUUUUAAUUUUGAUGUACCUAUUGUAUUAAUUUUAUUUAAGAGAUUAUUUUUUAAUUUAAGACUGAAUGUAAUUACUCUACUAUUUUGUAAUCCAAUGAUUCGAGGAAUCAUUGUUUGCAAUUUUGCAAUUUCAAAACCUAUUCCGUACUCAUAAAAUUAUUUCCUCUUUAAAUACUGGUAGACAGUGACGGAGCGAGACAUAAAUCUAUUAAAGGCAAUUGAUAAGAAUAAAAUGUAAACUGGCAGUUAAUGUUGAUAGACAAAUAAAAAGUACAAGCUCUACUAGGGCCUCUAGAACUUCUUUGCCUCUUAGACCGCGAGGCCUUACGGCCUACGUCCGCUUACAACUUGCGCCGCCUCUGGUAGUAUUUACAGAACUUAUACGUUUCGUUCUAAGUUUCCAUUACUUUUAUUAAUGUGAAUAUUAAAUAAUAAAUAGCUUGACCAGCAGUGGCGUAACUACGAGUAUCUGAGGCCGUGACAAAUUCAUCGUGCCCCAGAACAACUGUCACUUUGUAAUAUUCUUUUAAAUGUUAAUUGAUGGCUUAUAUUACUUAGCUCUGCUCACAGCCAGCCUCACAGGCAGGGGGGAUUUUUGAACCGUGGGCCCGUGGCAUUUUGCUACCCCUGCCACCCUGUAGUUACGCCACUGCUGACCAGACGUAAAAUACCUGAAUUUGGUUCGCCACAUGUAGCGUAGUAUGUAUAACAUUACAUUUUAGCCGUCUGUACUUAGUUUGCUAGUAUAUUCUUUUUUAGUAAAAGAUAUUCUUUUUUCGUAAAAGAUAUUCUUUUUUCCGCAAUGUAGCAAGGUUUUUUUAUUUUUCAGGUUAGGCUGUGUGUAUUCUGCAGUUUUAUGACAAUUGACUUUAACUACCUAAGCACAAAAUAUUGUUUUCUACUGCGUAUUUAAUUUAUCAGUCAUUCCAAAAUUCACGGUUUAUUUUAUUAAUAAGCGGCCUAAUUAAAUAUAUUACAAGUCUUUACAUUUGUGCGUUAAGUAAGUACCUUCCUAGACAAAAUUCAACAUUUAGGUACAAUUCGUUUGUGUAAAAUGUAAAAUAUAAUUGACUAUUGUUCGAAUGGAGGGGAUGAAUUCAUUAUUACAAACCAGCAUAUUGUUUUUUUUAAUUGUCUCUACCUUAUUGUUCUUAUGGUCUAAGAUCAUACAUAAGGAAUAUAUACCCUCAUCUAUUAUUUAUUUCGGAUAAGAAAUGAUGGAAAAUGUUCACACUGACAAAAUGCAAAUAGGUUACCUAGUUAAAUUGCGGCCAAACACAUUUUUUCAUACAAAAUCUGGGAAACCAUGAACUAGUUACUAGAUCAAAGGCAAAUAUAAAUAUAAUAAAAUUAAGCAUAAAAAAUAAGCUAAAUAACUGAUUGUUUUUGUAUUAACUGUUUAUAUCUGGCAACCUCACAGUUGCAGUGUGAAAACAUUGGCUGCUUUAUGUUUUCAAUUCUGUUGGGUAUAUCCUUUUAACGUACUUACGAUUUUUAUUAAUUAAGCAAAGAGGGAAGUAGAUUAAAUAAAAUAAAAAAAAAAAAACAUUUAUUUGAUACUCACCGGGCGCAAUUUCACUAGGCAACCAUUUGCAAUGUGUCGAUGUGAAUAUUUUGUAUCAUUUAUUUCGCCAAAUAAAUAACAGAUGAGGGUAUAUAUUCAUUAUACCGGAUCUCAUACUAUUAGGGGUACUUACAAACUGAAAUCUUUACCUCCAGUAAAACUUCGUAAUGAUUUAGAUUUAUAGAAAUGAUUAUAAUAUUAACACAACAAAAUAAACCUUGAAUUUCGCUAACUUAAUAAAUACAUAAUAAUUAACAUUUAAUGUAAGCAUCUCAUAAGUGUACUUAAAUAUUUUAAUAUUAUUUUACUUUUAACUAAUGAGGAUUAGUUCAUAGUUUCAAUAUCGGUAAAUAAUUACGUGAAAAUUUUAAUGAAAUAAAUAAAGCAAGAAUUUUA